AUGCUGAGAUUAGCCUCGUCCAUGCCUGGUACGGGUCGACGCAAGUACGCAUGCGCGUUAUCGCCAUUUUCUGAUGGAAGUCGGACGGACAGGAAUGGGUUGUUUACCAAGGGCCUCGCGACUGUGCGCCUCCGAACCUGCUGCCUUUUGAGCGGAUCGGCCAUGUUCAGCAAAAAAGCUCACGGAGACGUCAAGAAAUCGUCGCAGAAGCUCCUGGACUCGAAGAAGGAUGCGGUCACACGGCUAAAACACCUCCGAGUUGUGCUCGAUAAUUUGGAGCAAUUGGAAGCACGCAGCUUCUUUGAACAGUACUACUCUCACAUCUUCUAUGUAUUCUACGAGAACUUCAUCUCGGUGGAGGCUAGCCUCAAGCAGAGGGUGCACAAGGCCCAACGCGAGGAGCUGGACGGCAUCGUGGCAAUAUUUGAGAAAAUUCUCCUUUACGUUCCUGAUUUAGUCCAUGCAAGAUGGCAGUACCAAAGCAUUGGACGAGUCUUGAAGAAAUUACUACAUGUUGGCAAUUGUCUGAAGAUCCGAAUGGAUGGCUUACGGCUGUUCCUGCUGUGGUUCAUGGCACUUCAAGAGAACUCGACAGAGGAGGCCUAUCUGAUCUAUGCUACCCUCAUUCAUGGCUUCCCAACGCCGCCUUCCAUACAAGGCACCCCCCUGGAGUCCAUCAUGACCCAUACUAUACGGCCGCCAGUCAAUUCAGACUACCAAGUUCAGGACGUGGAGAUCUUGCCCAUCAUUCCUUGCCAGCCAGGAGACAAGGUACCAGACAAUCUGAACAGACUCAUGCUGGAGGCUGUACUCCACUUCAGUGUCUCACAGCUCAUGAAGAUGCAUUGGAAGGAGCAGCGGAGGCACGAGGAGAGCUUCAUCUUUCUCCUGGACAACUUCCGCCAGUAUUACCUGCCCCACAUCUUCCCUGGAUUCUCCUUUGACACCAGCCUCUAUAAACCAAACCUCGAGAUUCCCGGCUCAAGAUUCACAUCAAGCUCCAUUCUCAGCACUACCUUUGGCAGUUACGAUCCCAUGUUGUUGUGCAGAGUCAGCGUGGUACAAUGGGUGGUGUCCUUCAUUACAGUCAAGAAGGCAGACAAUAGUACCAUCAGUGCCUUGCAAGAAGAAAAGCAGGAGAGUCAGAAGGACUCGUUGGAGCGCAAGCUGGACGCCUCCUUGAUCAAGGACGGGGAGACGCCCACCGUCAGUCCCAGCACCACCCUCAACAACAAGGAGCAGAACUCCCUGCUGGGGGCCGGCGGCAGCGUCGUGGGCCUGGUGCCCACCGCGCUGUCCCCGGAAGAAGAGGAACUGCUGGAGAUUUCCAGGCAGAUUGUGCAGAAGGUCUUCUACUCCUCGCGGGGGAAUAUCAACUUUGUGCACGAGGUGCUGAGGCAGGGAUUCCUCCUACCCAUGUCUGAGGCUGGAGCGGUCAGGAAAGCACUCAGGAUAUACAAUGACUGGAUCCAGGCCCAGCUUACUGCCAAACCCAUAUUCAUGGAGGAGCCCUCCCCCAAGGUAACGGUAGCCGUGGUGCCCGCGUCAUCACCGCUGGGCGCUAGUGAGGGAGUGAACGAGGUGGACAGUCCGUCCUACGAACAAAUCCGAUCCUUUGAGGACGCCUCGCCGCAGCCUGAAGCGUGUCAACCCCUGCUCCCUUCACCUACGACGUUAAAGAGCCAGGGCAGCCGGUCCUAUCUAGGUGCCAUUAACGAGGCCAUCAAGGAAGGCCUUAAGAACUGCAACGUUGAGGCGGGCCUGCAGGCCACCAUCCAGGUCUUCAUCACCAACUCGGCCAAUGUGUUCCUGCUGGAACCGGUGCCCAACAGCCAGCAGCAGGCCAUCAAGGAUCAGGUGGAGAUAUGCAAGCGAGUCUUGAAGCUGUACAGGCACGUCGUCAUGAACGUCUCCAUGGAAACCAGAACGUGGGAGCAGCUCCUGAUGGUGUUACUGCGCGUGACGGAAGGCGUGUUGGGCGGGGCGCCCUCACGGUCGCGACUCAGUCUCGGCCAGCAACUAGCGCAGAUCCUGUUCCAGACGCUGAUUGUGUCCUGGAUCAAAGCCAAUCUGAAGAUCCGCGUCUCCAAAGACUUGUGGGAUAGGUUCCUGAAUGUCCUGUCGUCGCUGACCCACUGGGCCGAGUUGAUCACAGAGUGGUCGAAAACUAUGGAAACCCUGACCCGGGUCCUCUCCAAGCGCGUCUACAACAUCGACCUCAACAACCUACCCCUGGAAAACCUCCAGGACAACCGCAACAAGCGGCUGCGCGGGCCUCGAGGGGGCGCCCUUCAGGCCGACAGCCGGGACAGCAAGAAGCACGAUCGGACCUUCUCCCGCGGCUGGAGCCGGUGCGACUCCAACUCUCCCAUGGGCUCGGACGAGACGGACGGCAGCAAGCAUCGGGAGAGGAUCAGCACGGUGGGCAGCCGGGACGACCUGGACCGUCUCCGGCACAAGAUGCCUUACAUGAGGGAGGUCUCCUCCAAGGAAGAAGCCACCACCGUUCUUGCCAGCCUUAAGAAUUUGCCUCUGAGCACGAGCACCUCUCACCCAUCGCUACACCACCAGCAGCCUCUACAGAUCUUAUCGAUGGAUGAUGCCAUGGGUAGCCUGACAAGGAGUAGUAGUGAAGGCAAAAUAAGUGACGGAACUCAUCGGUUUCAAGUUUCAAGACAAACCUCUGAGCCGGAGUCCCAGCCAGUCACGGGGCCAGAACUCAGAAACUCCCUGAUCGAGAAGGCGGGAUCGCUCCCGGAGGAAUACGACGUGAUGGAAGUGAAGUCCAUGACGGACGAAAACGACGUGUUGGAGUUCAAGACCCUGUCGGAGGACAAAGUCUCCCUGGAGGAUAAGAUCUCAUUGGAGGACAAAUCGUCAAAGCAAGACGGGACGGAGCUCAAGACGCCAUCUGAGGAUACCUCCCUGGAAGACAAGAUCUCGUUGGAGGAGAAAAUGAGUAAACACGACGAGUACAGAUAUGAAGAUACCAAGAUGGGGGAGUACCAGUUAACCUACGUGCAGACAGACACUGUCAGUAUUGAUAGCUCCGAGAUUGCCACGCCGGACACCACCCACACGAUACUGGACAACAAUCGCCUGACCCCAACCAGCCUGACGGACAUGAUCGCUUCUGAACUCGGCCAGUCGCUGUCCAGCACCCCGUCACCGGGGAUGGUCAUCAACGGCGAGCUGGCGGCCGGCGUCAAGGGAUCGCCGAUCUACGAGCCAAUCCGAUUGGAGGAGCAGGAUAAGCUGGAUGAAGCCAUGUUUGAGAGUGCAGAGUGUGUCCAGAGCCCCGAUGCCAGCGUCAUGUCUGGAGGGACCCGGCCUGGCUGGCAGCCUGAUGUUGCCUUUGUGUUGUGGAGACGUAUCCUGGGAGCGCUGGGUGACGUCAACGAUAUUCAGAUUGCCAGGCUACACGCUGUGGUCAUGGAGUGUCUCUGGAGCACCUGGCAGCUGCUGGCAAAGAUCCGGGACAAUCUUGGCGUGAGUUCAGACAACCAGAACACUCCUCCACCGCCUGAAUACAUUCCACCUCUCAGGAUUCUCUCACCUUGGCUCUUCAAGGCCGUGCAUUUAUCCGAGCGUUAUCAGCAAGGUAGACUGUCGGCCUACAAACUCUUAUGUGCAAUGACGACAAGGAAACAAGACCACCCGCUACCCAGAGAGCAUCUGACUCACUUCUAUAGGGUGCUGCACUAUGGCCUGGUUGGCAUGGAUCAUGAGGUGAUCAACACCAUCAUUCAGUACAGUGCUCCAGACUUUUUCUCCUGUGGCCUUCCUGGAUCAACGUUGCUCAUCUUAGAUUACAUCCAAGCUGCCAAUAUGAUCGCAUCCCACCAUAAUCUAGACGCACCAAGGAUAGAAGCGUUGUCGCUGCUAGGAUCCUUGGUGUGCUUUCCUAAUCUCUUCUGCAAUAUCACCGUGCUACAACCGUCACCCAAAGAUAUCAACACAAUGCAAUGCAAGGAUGUCAAGGACCACUUGAUCAAAGCGUUGAUCAAGUGUAGUCGUAAGGAGCCGAUGUGUGAAGCUCGCUGCAUCGCUCUGUGCAGUCUGGGUAUCUUCCUGUAUGAAGAGAUGGCCCAUGUCACCUUCCAUCCAAGGACCAGGGAAGCAAUCAGUGUACUUCUUGCCAGUCUCAAGUUCAACAAUCGGAUAGUUGCCCAGGUUGCAUGUGAUAUGCUGUUGCUUCUCGCUGACCACGCCGACAUGCUGAGGAGCCACAACAAUGAAGCACCCAAAAAGAUCAUUGAAGUGAUAGCAAUGACCAUAACCAGUUUACUGUCCAACGCCGAGUUUGCCGAGAAUGAAGACAACAAGAAGCUGGUGGUCUCCAUGUUGUUCUGCCUUCUGGAGUGGUGCAUGGCAGUGCCCCUGACUGCCCUCCUGGAGGUCAGUGAAGGAAGAACCAAGAAAGAUGCCAAGAUUCUACUGGAAACAGUCUUUAAGGUUCUUCAAAAUGCCUCGGAGGGUGUCUCAACUAACCAGAGGACCAGCGUCAAUUUCUCGGAGCUGGCCUCGUCUGACUACGACCCCCACAUCAAUCUGGACACAGUGAGAGACGGACAGUCAUUUGGAGGCAAGAGCCCCUCCCAGUCCGAGCAACUGGACCAGGUCUUUGAGGACGCUGAAAUGCAUGCUGUUCAGUUCAGUGUGCCCUCAUCCAAAGUUGUCAGGCUGGCUGCAAAGACGGUCAUGUGUCAUCUGGUCAACCAUCUGAACCACUUCCCUCUUGGGGGCGGUCCCGCCCUAGUCACCUCCCUCGUCAAUGAACUCGAUGACCUAUCAUUCAACGGUGACCCCGACGCAACCUCAUCGGCGCUCUUCAGCUCGCCCAAUGUGCAGUUCUUCAUCUUCAAUGACUCGUCCCUUAUAUCAUUUGUGCAGCUGUCUGACAAGGAACCCAGUCCUGACUUGAGCGGUAGCCUGACCACGGCUGAUUCCCACGCCCGCAUUGUUGUCCGUAACGUCGGAGGCAAGUUUGUCUGGGACACCAGCAUACUGUAUGGGCCGGGAGAGAGCAGAGUACACACACUCCCAGAACCUCAACGCAGACCUAGCCUGAACAGUAGCGUAUUUCAGUAUGCCUCCUCCCCAAAGAGCAAGGCUCCCGUCUACAGAAUACUCAAUAAGUCUGUCACCAGGCUACCAUCCUGGAUCGAUGUGGAUGACUCCUUGGAUAUCUUGGAUGAGCUCCAGCAGUUCAUAGGUUUCACCAGCCCCGAGUGCCUGCUGAAGCCUGGCGUGCCUCUCAAUCUAGUCUCCCCGGCUCCCGAGGAGAUCCCUCAGGAGCUGGAGAACAGCGCCAUCGCCUCCUUGAAGAAACAGAACAGCAGUGAGGAGACUUAUGUCAAUCAGCAUGGAGAGGAGUACAGUAUGGUGACAGAGCCACUGAUCCAGACUCCACACCAAGAGCCUACCUCACCGUUCCAUAUGUGUCGUCAGUUACUAGACCAGCUGGGAGUCAUGACGUGGGAUAAGAGGUCUCAAGUUAACGUGGUAAAAAAGAAUGAUCGUUUGUUGAGAGAACUCAAGAAUCUGGAUUCAAGGCAGUGUCGAGAGACACACAAGAUAGCUGUUCUUUACGUUGCGGAAGGCCAGGAAGAUAAGAUGUCGGUGUUAGGCAAUGAUCAAGGAAGCCAAGCAUUUGAAAACUUCAUCGCUGGACUAGCAUGGGAGGUUGACCUUUCAACUCACCAAGGCUUCCUAGGGGGUCUACAGCGCAAUAAGAGCACCGGGGAGACGGCGCCGUACUACGCGACCUCCACUGUGGAGGUCAUCUUUCAUGUCUCCACCAGAAUGCCGUCUGAAAACAACCUCCUGCAUAAGAUGCGUCACCUUGGCAACGACGAGGUUCACAUCGUCUGGUCUGAGCAUACCAGAGACUACAGACGGGGGAUUAUCGCUACCGAGUUUGGUGAUGUCAUCAUCGUCAUCUACCCCCUGGAGAAUCAGCUCUUCAGGAUACAGAUCCAGAGAAAACCAGAGGUUCCGUUUUUCGGACCCCUGUUUGACGGUGCAAUCGUAGACCACAAAGUCUUGCCAGGUCUUGUGAGGGCGACGGCCAUCAACGCAAGCCGCAUCAAGAGAUCUCAACUGCCUCUCUAUCAACGAUAG
Patiria miniata (bat star) is the source of this 6123-nucleotide messenger RNA. RefSeq names its product ral GTPase-activating protein subunit alpha-1-like. Gene Ontology annotation, molecular function: GTPase activator activity. The transcript is spliced from 39 exons. NCBI's taxonomy places the organism in Eukaryota, Metazoa, Echinodermata, Asteroidea, Valvatida, Asterinidae. Bases 1 to 6123 code for a protein of 2040 amino acids. The record is from RefSeq and is a predicted model, not a curated record. Gene Ontology annotation, cellular component: nucleus; cytoplasm. Gene Ontology annotation, biological process: regulation of small GTPase mediated signal transduction; positive regulation of GTPase activity.